GAGGCAGUGUACAGUCUGUUGAGACUUCAUUUGUGAGGAGCAGGUAUGAGUGCUUGGUUCCACUAUUUAGCUUUGGAAGGUUUUGAGAUAUUGCUCUACACAGGCACAGAAUCCCAUAUACUAAUUUGCAGAGACAACUAGUAGCAGAGUAUGACUUUUAGUUAAGCAACCACCCUUUUCUUUGUCAAACUUCCCUCCACCUACCAUGAAUUAAUUUUAUUAAUUUAAGACAUUUUGGGGGGAAAUAGGCUUUUAUUCUGUAUGUAUGUGCUGGAGAGAAGAAGUAUGUUCUGGCUUGAUGAUGAAGAGAAAUUAUUUCUCACACAGGAGAUAGGUUAUUCUAGUGUGGCACUGACUGGGACAGAUGCACAGCUGGGAGAAAUGGAAAACCUGGAAGAGUUUGUGCUACGUCCUGCACCACGUGGCAUGACAAUGAAGUGUCGGAUCACAAGAGAUAAAAAAGGGAUGGACCGAGGUCUGUUUCCUACUUACUAUAUGCACCUGGAACGGGAUGAUGACAGAAAGGUAUUCCUUCUUGCGGGGAGAAAAAGGAAAAAAAGCAAAACAUCAAAUUAUCUCAUUUCCAUUGAUCCAACAGAUUUAUCCAGGGAAGGAGAAAGUUUCAUUGGAAAACUCAGAUCAAACCUUAUGGGAACUAAAUUUACCGUCUACGAUCAUGGGGUUAGUCCGAUCAAAGCACAGGGGCUGGUGGAAAAAGCCCACACUCGACAUGAGAUGGCUGCUAUUUGCUAUGAAACCAAUGUACUAGGAUUCAAGGGGCCCAGGAAAAUGUCAGUCAUAAUUCCAGGAAUGAAUCUGAAUCAUGAGAGAAUUCCUAUCAGACCACAAAAUGAACAUGAGAGUUUGCUGUCAAAAUGGCAAAAUAAAGAUAUGGAGAACCUGAUUGAGUUGCACAACAAAGCCCCAGUAUGGAAUGAUGAUACCCAGUCAUAUGUCUUGAACUUUCAUGGACGAGUCACCCAGGCUUCUGUGAAGAAUUUCCAGAUUGUCCAUGAAAAUGACCUUGACUAUAUCGUGAUGCAGUUUGGACGUGUUGCAGAGGACUUAUUCACCUUGGACUUUAAUUACCCACUGUGUGCCCUUCAGGCCUUUGCCAUUGGACUCUCCAGCUUUGAUAGUAAACUGGCAUGUGAAUGACAGAUGUGUUAUAUCAAUGCCACAUUUUAUUUUUAUUACUGUACUAAUAUUUGUAAAUAAAAAUAUACAAUAUAGUCAGGACAUUUCCCCACAUUUUGCAGCUAUUGAGGGGAAUUUGAUCACCUGUGUUCCUUAUGGUUUUUGACCUACUGAAUUCAACGUUGUCUGUGCCUAAAUCUAGAUUGGACCCCAGAGGACUUUAUUAGAAACACUUGUUCUUGCAGGUAGGUAGACUCUCUAUCAAGUGUUGUCACCAUUUUGACAAAAAGAUAAUGGUAGACGUCAUAGUAACAAAUCUUCUUAGAAGCUGGAGCUGAAGCAUUAUGAAAUGUUGUGAUUUUAAAUUUAAUGUUGAUAACAUAAUAUCUGGAAAAAUAUACUGUAUUAUAAAACCAAUUGUUAGUAGUAGAAGAUUUUGUUACUGACACAUUGGUGUGUAGAUGAGGCUUCUGUGAUACUGGGAAAAAAGAAAGUUCAAAAUCUAAAAUAACAGCCCAAAUCACUACACGUAUCUUACAAUUAAAUAAGCGCAUCAUUUUGUAAUACAUUUGGUAUCCACUGGGGAUGGGUUCCACGAUCUCUGUGGAUAACAAAAUUUGCAGAUUCUCAUGUCCCAAUGCCACAGGAAAAUGGUGCCUCUUGUAUAUAAAAUAGCAAAAUCAAGGUUUGCUUUUGGAAAUUUAAUUUUUUUUUUUUCCCAAGCAGUGGUUGGUUGAAUCCAUGGAUAAAGAAUCUGUAGAUAUGGAGGAUCAACUGUAACAGUAUUAAAGUCUGCAGAAAUAGCAAUACAGAUUACUUUAGAAGGGCUAUUCUGAAUUUCCAGGCGUUUUAUAAAUCUAUUUUUAUACCAGCAUGUUAAAUAUUUAUAUAAAUAUACAUUCUACAGAUUUUGUUGUUGUUAAGUGCCCUCGAGUCAACCCCAACUCAUGGUGACCCUGUGGAUGAGACAUUUCCAAGGUUCCCUAUCUUCCACUGCUCUUCUUAGGUCCUGUAGAUUCAGACCCAUGCCCUCCCUGUUUGAGUUUGUCCAUCUAGCAUGUGGUCUUCUUCUCUUUCUACCACCCUCUGUCUUUCCCGGCAUUAUUAUCUUUUCUAAUGAGUCAUGCCUUCUC
Molecule: messenger RNA, 2270 nt
Organism: Sceloporus undulatus (fence lizard)
Lineage: Eukaryota; Metazoa; Chordata; Lepidosauria; Squamata; Phrynosomatidae
Gene: TULP3
Product: TUB like protein 3
Exons: 6
Coding region: 262-1158 (298 amino acids)
Biological process (GO): protein localization to cilium
Cellular component (GO): cilium
Source: RefSeq, a predicted model, not a curated record